CGCACAUCUUGACCGUGGCGGCGCAAACAAAGUCAGCAACAUGGCACCUUACAAAGUCGGAUCUGUGGUGGUCAAGAUGUGCGACAGCAACAGGCCACAGGCGCCGCCUGCAAUGCCGAAAACCGUUCAGCUGCCGGCUGGACACCAGAAGAGUCCAGAAUGCCGAGCUCUGCCUUGCCCUAUGAUAUUCGACCAAGAUCAGGUUUUCACGCUGCGCGAUGGCACCAAGAUACGGGCAGACAUCUUUCGACCCCAGGUGGACGAAACAGUGCCUGCCAUUGUCAUGUGGUCCCCGUAUGGCAAGACUGGCGCGGGCGUCCUGAACAUCAGUGCCAUGCCUCUGAGGGCUGGGAUACCUGCCGAUUCCUUGUCUGGCUAUGAGGACUUUGAAGGGCUCGACCCGGCGGAAUGGGUGCCCAAGGGAUAUGCCAUAGUCAACGUGGAUGCAAGAGGCGUUGGCGACUCUGAAGGAGAUAUACGCUGGUGGGGUACGAGCGAAGGCCGAGACGGCUACGACGCCAUUGAGGAGCUUGCGAAGCUACCCUGGAGCAACGGGAAGAUUGCCCUGGCGGGCAAUUCGUGGCUUGCCAUCUCGCAAUACUUUAUCGCGGCCGAACAGCCGCCUCACCUUGCCGCCAUUGCGCCCCUAGAGGGAUGCUCGGACAUGUCGCGGGAAGACGUUUAUCGCGGAGGGAUCCCCCGGGUGGUAUUCGCAAAGUGGAUUGCAAGUCUUUUACCAGGUCGGCAGCAGCAAGAGGACGUGGGUGCCAUGGUGCAGGAGUUCACCACUACCAAUGACUACAUGGAGGACAAGCGCGCAGAUUUCUCCAAAAUCAAAGUUCCUGUCUAUAUCGGAGCCAGCUAUUCGUCCGACCUGCACACGGUUGGUUCUUUGCGGGCGUUUGAAGAAAUCAGCCAUGGCGAGAAAUGGCUUGUGCUGCACUCGACACAGGAAUGGUAUGACUUGUACUCGCAGCAACGAACCAAAGACCUUGAAAAGUUUUUUGAUUGCUAUCUCAAACAUGUCGAGAAUGACUGGCACCAGACGCCGCCAGUGCGUCUAGCGCUGCUCCAGUUCAACAAGGCCCCGAUCGUGGACAAGGCCUUCAGUGAUCUUCCGUGGCACCUAGACUCUUGCGUUUCAAGACGCUUGUACUUGACACCCGACAAGACACUGUCGGAUCACAAGCUGGCGGCAUCCAUGGCAACACUCGACUAUGACGCGUCGACCGACGACACAAUCACUUUUACGUAUCGCGUCCCGUCCAGGAUGGCAUUGGUUGGACCGAGUACUUUGGCGAUUGAUGUCUCGUCGCCCGACCACGAUGAUCUGGACGUAUACACGCACAUAUUCAAGGCGGAUGCGGGCGGAGCCAUUCUCUCCAACAAGAACAUACCGACGCCCGAGAGUCUGUCGGCCGAGGAAGAGCACAAGCUUACACAGAACCGACUCUUCCGAUACUGGGGCCCGGACGGAGCGUUGCGGGCCUCACAGCGGCACGUCUCUGCUAGUAAGUCGGGCAAGACAUGGAAGACGCUUUCGCAUCAAGAGGUGUUGAAAGUUGCGCCUGGUGAGAUUGUCAGGCUGGAGAACCAGCUCUGGCCGACCGGCAUCGUGUUUGAGGCCGGCGAGUUGUUGAUGGUAAAGAUCAGUGGAGCAAGCAUUGGCGUUCCGGCACUCGCACACCUGCAGCGGGAGCCGAACCCGAAUCGCGGGAAGCAUAUCCUACACGUCGGAAGAGCAGAGAGCUAUCUCGACUUCUUUACCAUUGACGUAUGAAGCAGGGGGCAAAU
Exserohilum turcica Et28A is the source of this 1794-nucleotide messenger RNA. RefSeq lists its product as uncharacterized. The transcript is spliced from 4 exons. NCBI's taxonomy places the organism in Eukaryota, Fungi, Ascomycota, Dothideomycetes, Pleosporales, Pleosporaceae. The record is from RefSeq and is a predicted model, not a curated record. Gene Ontology annotation, molecular function: dipeptidyl-peptidase activity. The coding region runs from base 41 to 1780 and encodes 579 amino acids.